CUGUGAAUAUGUUUUGUACUGAUCUCUCUGAUGAGUCCUAGAAGGCAAAUACCGGUGCAUCUGAUAUAGAUGAAAGCAAAGAGAAGCAAUCAAAUUUCAACCAUGUCUACAUCCUUAAGAGUGAGCCCAUCUGUCCAUGGCUAUCGGUUUGACACAGCCUUGCGAAAGAAAGCUGUGGCCAAUAUCUAUGAAAGCACAGAUCAAGAAUCUCUUCAAAAGCUCUUCAAAAACUCUGGAGACAAGAAAGCAGAGGAAAGAGCCAGGAUCAUACUUGACGCUGAUCAGGACUUGGAGGAGAAAACACGAGCAUUAAUGGCACUAAAGCAGAGAACAAAAGACAAACUUUUCCAGUUUCUGAAACUUCGGAAAUAUUCCAUUAAAGUUCAUUGAACUAUCUAAGGAAAAGGAGAUGGAAGAAAAGCUAUAUUUAAAGAACAAGACUGAGUUUGUGAAAUCUUAACAAAUGUGAUAUUCUCCACAACCAUGGAAACUUCUGGCAGGACAAGUGAACCCUGAAAAGGGUCAUAAGCAUUCAAUCCAAUUUUACACACUGCAAAAAGGUUCCUGGAGUGAUUGAAAACUCUCCAAAUGCGAAAGAACCGGUGUCAGCAACAAGAGAACCAGAAAAGCUUACGUACGAGUGAAAGAAACCAACAUGUUUGGCAAGAAACAUACCCAACGCGCUUCCAGGCACAGAACUAUGGGACAAUGACACAAGCACCCAGUCAGACUCAAUUUUCUCAGUAAAUCUGAGGUGAAAGCACAAUAGAAUGUUUUCUUCUACUUGUUUACUGAUUUCAUCUUUUUUUUAAACUCGUUUUUAUUGAAUCUUUAAACGAUUUCUAAGCCUCACUGUUGUCUACUGGGAUGGAGGGUUGUAGUGAUUGAUCAGCUAUUGAUCAUUUAUUUUGCAUUUGUUAAAAUGCAUUAAAAAUACACCACAUGGGUGUAACAAGUUCAACCUUCAGGGAGUGCAUUUUCUUUAGAAAUCCUAUGCAAUUGUAUCUCUUUUCUCAUUGUUAUGUGGUAUACUCGUAUCAUGAAUUUUUUGCACAAAAGCAAAAAUAAUGAAGUUCCUCUCCUGAACUGAAUUUACUGUGAAAGUCUUUUUAAAGAUAUUUUGUUCAUUUCUUAUUGAUAUUAAUAUACCAUAAUUUCAGAGCUUACUUGUAGAUAGUGUGUUAGAUAUUAGAAAUACUCCAUGGUAGUGUUUUAUGACAAUGCUAUAAUUAUGUUGACUAUAAUUUAUUGCAUAUGGUGAGCUACAAACCUAAUAAAUUAUAAUGAUACUAUAUAACCA
This is a messenger RNA of Dermochelys coriacea (leatherback sea turtle), 1300 nucleotides long. It is a transcript of the gene TCIM, whose product is annotated as transcriptional and immune response regulator. Gene Ontology annotation, molecular function: Notch binding. Bases 70 to 390 code for a protein of 106 amino acids. Lineage: Eukaryota; Metazoa; Chordata; Testudines; Dermochelyidae. The transcript has a single exon. Gene Ontology annotation, biological process: negative regulation of Notch signaling pathway; endothelial cell activation involved in immune response. Gene Ontology annotation, cellular component: nucleus; cytosol. The record is from RefSeq and is a predicted model, not a curated record.